This is a messenger RNA of Cooperia oncophora, 321 nucleotides long. The record is from the annotation of a GenBank genome assembly. Lineage: Eukaryota; Metazoa; Nematoda; Chromadorea; Rhabditida; Trichostrongylidae.
AUGUCAGAAAAUGUUCAGACACCUGUAUGUUGUGAUACAUGUGCGUGCAAGACUGCUACAGAAAGGAAGAAGAGGGCCGUUCAAGUGGGCCAGACAGAAGGCGUAUUCGUUGUAGACCAUGAGAAAAUUCAUAACAAAUCGACUGCACAGGCUGAAGAAACUCGUUGGAAACGCGACGUCCUUGAUGAAGUGGUGAAAGUGGACGCGAACUGUAACAGUGAGGAAUUGAGAGCUAUCAUAAUCGAGAACGUCGACCGUAUAACUUCCGUUUCGAAGAGAAGAAUUCAAGCCGAGUGCGAGAGCAGCCUCAACGGAAGGUGA